AUUAACUUCAAGGCGUAGCACGGUGCAUUCAUUUGCUACGCGAUCGCGCAGAAGAUAAAAUAUCUCCUUCAUUUUCCUCGAAAAUCUCGUUUCAAGAGGGUUCACCGCCGUCUCGUCGCGCAAGCGCUUGCCUACUUUAAACGCUAUCUUCCUCUCUUCUCGAAGAACCAAAUCACCCAAUCUUCACAUCUCUUCGACUUCACUUUCUCCACCACCCAAAUCAGACCAAUUCGUUGGAUUCACACCAACUACUAUACACAAUGGCUUCAACACCAUAUCUUGAGCGAUAUCGCCAACUGGGAACGCUGGACCAGCAAAAGAAUCAGCUUAUCGAGGAUCUCUUACAACGAGUCACCGAUUUAGAGACCUCUUUCGCACAGGAAAAACUCGAUCAUGAACGCGAAACUCGGUUCAACCGCGAUAUUCAGCUACACGAGAUGGAGUUGAUGCAGCAGAUAUCCCAGAUCAAAACUAUUAUGGACCGCGAACCUUUUGUCGUCGUGUUGCUCGACGGCGAGGGUAUAAUCUUCAAGGAUGAAUUUUUGCAGGCCGGCGAAGAGGGUGGCCGCACCGCCGCGGACCAACUCUAUGCUGCGAUCCACUCAUAUUUGAAGUCGAAUCUCCCAAGCGUCACUACCCCAAAGAUAAUGAUGAAGAUUUACCUGAAUGCCAGAGGCUUUGGGGAGCAGUGCACACGCAACGGAAUUUUUACGGACCCCGGCGCGAUCCAUGACUUCAUUCGCGGUUUCAACGAGACCAUGUCUUGCUCAGAAAUCGUGGACGUCGGAUCUGGGAAGAACAGUGCGCACAAUAAAAUUCAAGAGACCUUCCAAGUCUUCCUAUACAAUUGCCACUGCCACCAGAUCUUCGUCGGCUGCCCAUCAAAUAGCGAAUAUGCUCUCUUCCUUGAACAUGUGUCUAAAGACAAUGAUCUUACUGGCCGCAUCUCGCUCGUGGAGGGUGUCGCAUUUGAGAAAGAGCUGGAUGCAGUGAAGGGUUCAUAUCGUAUUGCGAAAUUCCCAGAUGUCUUUCGCUCCGCGAAAAUGGCGAAUUUGUGGGCCGCCGCUCCUUGGAAGAGUACCUUACCUACGCGAUCUGUGCUCACGCCUUCUCCGUCCCGUCAAUUCUCGAAUUUGUCUAAUCCUCCAGCCUUGUCCCGGACAUCCACCAAUACGAGUGCCUCGGGCGUCGCCUUGUCAGUGGCAACUCCGAAUCAAAUCGACACUACUCCUGAUUUCCAAGAAGUGGCUCGCCCCAAGCCCGCCGUCUCAACGGCUCCUAAGACGGUCGAGCGCAAUAAAUACGGGCAACGUGUGGAUCGGCUUGACUUCAAGAGCAUUCCCCGUGAUGAUUUGAAUCGUCUGAAAAAGCUGAAGCUAUGCAACUAUCACUUCCUGCUCGGAGAAUGUCCCAACGAUCCUAACUGCUACCAUGACCAUAAGCGCAAGUUGACCAAGCAGGAGCUUCACAUUUUGACUGCUAUCGCUCGCAUGACUCCCUGCCGAUUUGGUCUGGAGUGUGAUGAUCCUGAGUGUAUCUAUGGCCAUCGUUGCCCCCAGAGCGAGCCUGGGAAAAAGACCUGCUUCCGUGGUGACAGUUGCCGAUUUGAGCCAGUCGCUCACGGCAUUGACACCAACAUCGUCAAAGUCACAAAAAUCUAG
Messenger RNA from Penicillium subrubescens, 1661 nucleotides. Its product is annotated as CCCH zinc finger protein. Lineage: Eukaryota; Fungi; Ascomycota; Eurotiomycetes; Eurotiales; Aspergillaceae. The record is from RefSeq and is a predicted model, not a curated record. The transcript is spliced from 4 exons. Bases 261 to 1661 code for a protein of 466 amino acids. Gene Ontology annotation, molecular function: metal ion binding.